AUGGCGAGCUCACUUGAGAGUCUCCAGCUCCUGCGCAGUCAACUUGAGCUUAUCCACGAACAUCUGCCAGGAUUCCGGCACAACACGAAGAGACUGCCUAUUAUCGACAUCCUUGACUCCCUUGAGUCUACUGAGAGAACUGCUCCAGACGAUGGCGAACACGGAAAUAACGCCACAUCUGCGGCAUCGGGCAAGACGUCUCCCGGUAGUAGCGAUGGUUCAAGCCGCAAUGGAUCAGUGAAAGAUCGAGCUGCAAUCCGCUAUACUUCUUCGCAUCUAUUAAGUGACAGUGGCACUCCCGGCCUUCGUGUCCUUCGCGACAAUGUACGCAACGACAUCGAACAGAUCGAUAGGUUCCUCGCUCGCCAUAAAUCUCGCAGUAGUCGGGACGCAAACGUAUCGACAUUUUCAACAAAUGCACCGUACCUGAUAGCAGUGUGGAACGAGCUCGUCCGAGCGUCUCCAACAGUCGCAGCUGUUGAUAAAAUGUUUGCUGUGCCAUUGGAGAAGGAAUUGCCGAAACCAAACUCUCGAUUGCUCGCAGAAUUCCGAGAAUUCGACUCCUAUCUCACCGGAUCGGAAAGCGAAGACAGCGACUGUAUCUGCUCAAACUCCUGCGCCACCAAACCAGAGCCUCACAAACUAGACAACUCGCUCUUGCAGAUGGGACGUGCGCUUCUCUCAGCUUCCCGAAUGCUUUUGUCCCCUGACUCAAAUGAAAUUGCGCCGACGAAGAUCACUCUCCGGCUCACUCGACUUCUCAUAGAUGUAGACUCACUAGAAACACUAGAGAACUUCGGCUUAAGGAUCAUUGGUCCUCGACACCUCUCAAUUACAUCAGACUCAUCGGUAACGGACCCUCGUAUAGCAAAGACUAUCCAAGAACUCCUCGAAAUGGGACUGGAUGUUGCUCUCGGCGAGCACGAAUUCCUCAUCCCUCCCGAGUUAUCAACGACUUCUGUGAAGAUCGAAUCACGGCUUGUUCCUUCCCGACAGAUUAAUCUUGACCUUUCAGUGCUCAUCGCACUCAUAUCUGACAUAACACAUGCACCACUAUCGACCUCGACGGAAGAAGCGUACAUGAGGUAUAUCCCCACUCCAGCCGAACGUGCACGAACAGACGGACAGAGAAGUGCUGACAACUCUGAUAGUGAUGGGGAAGGUGAAAGUAUUCACUCGCGUGCACUGGCGAACCAAGUGCUACGCGAAUUAAACUUGGGCCUUCUUGACGAGAUCGCAGGAAGACUUGAACCUGCGGAGCACAACUGCACGAAAAGUUGCAUAGAGUUCUGGACAUCGAAAGAGGUGCGGGAUCGCUGUCUACACAUUGUAGAGAAAAUAGGUGGUCCGGCUGAGAAGCGACGUGCCAGCGCUCUAUUCUUCAAUCCUCAUGCUAACAAGGAAUUGACCCUCGGUAUUCCCUAUGUCUCUGCAGAAGAGGCUGCGAAUGCAUACUGGCACAACUCGCGUCAUUCACGGGAUACGCUUCCAAGCCUAGUGCCUCUGCAUAUUUUUGAAGAUGUGGAUGAGGACAUUCAGCCCAAUCAGAUUCGAAUCGGUGAAACACCGCUGGAUCCUUUCUGGAUCAAUCUCGAAUGCGCAUGCAACCGCCUUCUCUCCUCUGGGUCAACCCUCCAUCCGCGCGCAGUCUGUCUCUCUUCCGUUACUCCAGCUUCAUCCAGAGCUCCCGAUGCGAUACCCAACGGCAGAGAAGAGAUACGUCAGGCAGAUGCUACCACAGAUUCAAACGAGAUCGAACGUGCAGCUGUAACGCGCACCAACGCACGCCUCACCACACAUACUGUGAGCACCUUGCAUCGUGGAGUGGUGCGUCAAUGGACGACGUUGACUGCUAACCGGGCGAGUGUGAAAGAGAUGGUGAGGGAGAGUACGAAGGAGAUCAGAGCUGCCUCUACUUCGGCUUUGCAAUGUGAGCGAAGAGACGGAGGAGAGGAGGAUUUAGGGAAGAUGGAAACAGAAGUUGCAGCAAUUUGGGUUGUCGAACCAAGGAGUUUGGCAGAGACUAUGCGUGGUGAUUUUGUUCCUGAGUAA
Molecule: messenger RNA, 2052 nt
Organism: Fomitiporia mediterranea MF3/22
Lineage: Eukaryota; Fungi; Basidiomycota; Agaricomycetes; Hymenochaetales; Hymenochaetaceae
Exons: 4
Coding region: 1-2052 (683 amino acids)
Source: RefSeq, a predicted model, not a curated record